CGGCAGAAAAAAGUCAAUUGGGUUUAGUUGCCGCUGCAACCAACCCUCGAAAAUGUUGUCUGCCAGCUGAGGAUGGGUGUUUUUGCACAUUUUUUAAUUUCUUUAUUCAAGAUGGAUCGGCUGCUAUAUGAGAGUUUUGGAUAAAGAGAAAUUACGUUGAUUUUCUCCUACAUAAACACGCCGUUAUCUUUUCAUCCCCUAUAUAUAUCCGUCAAUUAUGGACGAAGCAAAAUACAUCAAAAGGAAAAUAAGAGCUGGAAAUAUUGAUGUACAUCCAACAGAAAAAGCACUUGUAGUGAAUUAUGAUGUUGAGGCUCUUAUUCUGGGUGAGCUUGGAGAUCCAAUGUUGGGAAAUAGAAAAGAAUGUCAAAAAAUUAUUAGACUUAAAAGUUUAAACCACGAUACAAAUGUAACUUUACUUGCAAAAGAGGUCAUAGCAAAAUGUUCCCUUAUCCCUGAAUCAAAAUUAUCCGAAGUUGAGCAAUUAAUCUAUUAUCUGCAAAACCGUAAGCAUCCUAAUGAUGAAAGACAGAGUCCUGGUCAAUUUCCAAGACCAAUGUCUUCAAGUUCACUUAACACAGAUGCUUCAGAAUCUGAGAGAGCAGUAAUAAGUAAUGUCAAUAGUUAUAUGGAACUACUUUAUGAUGAAAUACCGGAUAAAAUAAAAGGAUCUUCGCUGAUGUUACAAUUAGCAAGGGUACCAGAUAAUCUCCAAGAACUUACUAAAAAUGAAUCACUACUUAGCGUUUUAGCCCGAGUACUGAGAGAAGACUGGAAAAAAAGUAUCGAGCUAUCUAUAAACAUAAUUUACAUAUUUUAUUGUUUUUCAACAUACAGUCAAUUUCACAAUUACGUUCUGGAUCAUAGGAUUGGUUCUCUUUGUAUGGAAAUCAUAGAUUAUGAAUUAACUCGAUAUGAUCAGUGGAAAGAUGAUCUUGAAAAGCGAAGAAGAUAUUUUGAAAAUAAUACCGGGCUGUGUUUACUUCCUGCUAUGUGUCUCGAUAGUUCAGACAAGAAAAUGAAAGUAAUUGAUGACAUGUGGACUGCAGAUGGUCCUCUUGAUGUGCAAAUAAAAAAGAAUUCCAUUGAUGAACCUAUCAGUAUUCCCGAUGAUGAAAUUCAAAGAUUGAAAGAAGAUAUUGAAAAAAGUCGUAAGAAAUUUAAGAACUUAGUAAAAAAACAAGAACAAUUGUUGAAAGUUGCCUUUUACCUGCUGCUUAACAUAGCAGAAAAUGUCGAUGUAGAAAGAAAAAUGACUAAGAAAAAUGUAAUUGGAAUGCUUUUAAAGACAUUAGACAGGGCUAAUUCAGAUCUGUUGAUUUUAGUUGUUACUUUUUUAAAGAAACUGUCUAUAUUAAAAGAAAACAAAGACGUUAUGGCAGAAGGAAACAUUAUUGAAAAAUUACCCAGACUUCUAAGCAAUACGAAUCCAGAUUUAAUUUCAAGUACUUUAAAAUUUAUGUUCAAUUUAUCAUUUGAUGUAAAGCUCAGAGUAAAAAUGAUAAAAGUUGGAUUAUUGCCAAAAUUCAUUAAGUUACUUGCAUUUGAUGAAAUAAACAAGCAGACGAUUUUAGGAUUAUUGUACCAUCUUAGUAUUGAUGAUAAAGUGAAAGCAAUGUUUGCUAGUUUAGAGUUUGUCCCUUUUCUUGUUGAUAUGAUUUUGGAUUCAGAUGACGAUAAAAUGUAUCCAGAGUUGAUAGCACUAUGCGUUAAUCUUGCUAUAAACAACAGAAAUGCUGAGAUGAUAGUGCAAAAUAAUCGUUUAAAACGAUUAGUUGAAAAGGCAUUUAAGAAUCAAAAUGCUUUGUUGAUGAAAAUUGCGAGGAAUAUUUCACAACAUGAUUCUACAAAAGAACUUUUUAUUGAGUUUGUCGGUGAUUUCGCAAUGGCUCUAACACAAUCAGAUAAUCAAGAUUUUGUACUAGAAAUUAUAGGCGUAAUGGGAAAUUUGUCGUUGUCAGAUUUGGAUUACUCGCAAAUCCUCCAAAGGUGCAAUUUGAUUCCGUGGAUCCGAAAUAAUCUUGUUCCAGGCAAAGUUCAAGAUGAUUUGGUGCUUGAAGUUGUGAUAUUCUUAGGUACGGCGGCUGCUGAUGAAGACUGUGCUCAAGUGAUAUGCAAAGCUAACAUGCUUAUAUCUUUAAUUGAGUUAUUAAAAGCCAAACAAGAAGAUGAUGAAAUGGUUUUACAAAUAAUUUACGUUUUCUAUCAAGUAUCGAAACACGAAUCAACAAGACAUUACCUGAUUCGUGAGACUGGUAAUGAGGCUCCAGCAUAUCUUAUAGACCUGAUGCAUGACAAAAAUCCAGCUAUAAGAAAAAUCUGUGAUGCAUGUUUAGAUGUGAUUGCGCUUUGUGAUGAAGAUUGGGCAGCGCGAAUAAAAGUUGAAAAGUUUCGUUCGCAUAACCAGCAAUGGUUGGAUAUGGUUGAGUCAAUAAAUGUUGAUACCAUGGCUAGUAGUUUUACUAUUCAAGACGAAGACGAUGACAGUCUACUACCAUUCACGAGUGGAGAUCUUUUGAAGGAUACAAUGUUUUUACCUUCAAGUUCUAGUGCAAAGCUGAAUUUCGAUGAAGAAUUAGAUGCUAAAGCCUUGUCAGAUUCCUCGGGAAAUCCUAGUCGGCCAGUCAGUCGUUAUAACAGAGAUAUGGAUGAUAUUUGCGAAUUGAUGGCUUCAUCAAGAUCUCGAUUGUCAAUGGGCUCUGGCAUAGAAGAUCUUUACAGCAGCUCUAAAUUAAAACUCGAUUCUGAUAGUGUGCUUCUUGAUAUGUAAAACUUACCAUUGUAUAUUCGUCCUAAUACCAGUUUCAUUCUCUAGCAUCGAUCCAGCAAAUUGAGACGUAAGUUGUUUUUAGGUGACAAGUAACGACAACGAUUUAAUUCCAAAGUACUGAAAAAAGUUUAUUCUUAACACAGCCAUUGAGAGAAAAAGUUAAAUAAUGUUU
Phymastichus coffea is the source of this 2942-nucleotide messenger RNA. It is a transcript of the gene Kap3, whose product is annotated as kinesin-associated protein 3. The transcript is spliced from 17 exons. NCBI's taxonomy places the organism in Eukaryota, Metazoa, Arthropoda, Insecta, Hymenoptera, Eulophidae. Gene Ontology annotation, cellular component: ciliary transition zone; axoneme; kinesin II complex. Gene Ontology annotation, biological process: microtubule-based movement; cilium organization. Gene Ontology annotation, molecular function: kinesin binding. The record is from RefSeq and is a predicted model, not a curated record. The coding region runs from base 218 to 2770 and encodes 850 amino acids.